Molecule: messenger RNA, 2556 nt
Organism: Dermatophagoides pteronyssinus (European house dust mite)
Lineage: Eukaryota; Metazoa; Arthropoda; Arachnida; Sarcoptiformes; Pyroglyphidae
Gene: Hph
Product: HIF prolyl hydroxylase
Biological process (GO): cellular response to hypoxia
Molecular function (GO): ferrous iron binding; peptidyl-proline dioxygenase activity; L-ascorbic acid binding
Source: RefSeq, a predicted model, not a curated record
CAAAUCAAAUUGAUUUGGUUAAUAAUUUUAAUUCUACAAUCAAUUCAUUGAAUAAUCAUCCAACGGAUAAUAUCAAUAAUUUUGAUUCAUCCACAUCCACUAUUCAUGUCAAUCACCAUCAUCAAGAUGAAGAAAUGACUGAUUUCUUUACACAACAUCCACCACAAGUAGCUAUUGCAAACAAUAAUAUUCUGAAUAAUAGCCAUCAUCAACAGCAACAAUUUAACAAUUUUCGUAAUCAAUCAUUCAAUCUUUCCAAUCAUCAUCAGCAGCAAUAUUUAAAUCGUGAUAAUGUACUAAAAGAUCUGAAUAAAUAUUGUCAAAUCAUUUUACAAGAUAUGAAUAAAUAUGGUUUCUGUGUUAUCGAUGAUUUUCUACAAAAUGGUGAUCUUAUUCUGAAUGAAGUAACAUUAUUAUAUAAAAAAGGUUUCUUUCAACCUGGACAAGUUGUGAAUAUUAAGGCAAAUUCAAAUUCAAAAUUAAUUCGCGGUGAUCGUAUAACAUGGGUUGAAGGUAAUGAACAAAUUUGUUUGAAUAUUGGUUUUCUGAUACGAAUAUUGGAUUCAAUCAUAACACGUUGUAAUAAUUUGGCAUUUGGUGAAUUUCAAAAAUAUCGAAUUACGAGACGAACAAAAGCAAUGAUUGCUUGUUAUCCAAGUAAUUUUACUAAAUAUGUUCGUCAUGUUGAUAAUCCUAAUAAUGAUGGCCGAUGUAUAACAAGUAUUUAUUAUUUAAAUAAAGAUUAUAGUCGUGAGCGUGAUGGUGGUGUAUUAAGAUUAUUUCCACAAAUGAAUGAUGGAAUUGUUGCCGAUAUUGAACCUAGAUUUAAUCGUGUAAUAUUUUUUUGGUCUGAUCGUCGUAAUCCACAUGAAGUAAUGCCAUCAACACGUAUGCGUUUUGCCAUAACUGUUUGGUAUUUUGAUGCUAAUGAACGUGAACGUGCCAUACAAAAAUAUCGAGAAAAUAAAAAGAAAAAUCAACAACAACAACAACAUAAUCAUCAUAAUAAUUAUAGUUUUGAACAAUUCAAUGCUUCUUGUGAUGAUGCAUGGAAUGCUAAAAUCGAAGAUAAAAUUUCCUAUCCAAAUUUGUCAUCGAAAAAUUCAAAUUCAUCACAAUGCUAUUCUACACAUAAUAAACAUAAUAAUAAAUUUGGUAAUAAUAAAUCUUCGAUUCUUAUCAAAGAAAUUCCUUCAUUGGAUUCGAAUGUUGAAUCAUCAUCAAAACAACAACAAUCGACCACAGAAGAAGAAUCAAAUUAUAAUGAUACUUGUUUCGAACAAAAAACCAAAAAUAAUGAUCCAAAAUUGGCUAAACUUAAAAAAUUAUUAUUGGAUGAUGAUAUUACUGAUUUAAGUCAAUUACGUACCAUUACAUGGAGUGGUAUACCGGAUGAAAUUCGUCCAUUAGCAUGGAAAUUAUUACUCGGUUAUCUUCCUACGGUUCGUUCAAAACGUUCGAUUGUUUUGGAGAAUAAAAAAAUUGAAUAUCAAAAUCUGGUUGCACAAUAUUAUAAUAAUCGACAAGAUAAUGAUGAAAUGUAUAGACAAAUUCAUAUUGAUAUACCACGUAUGCAACCAUUAUUAACAAUAUUUCAACAACCAAUCGUACAAGAUAUGUUUAAACGUAUACUAUAUAUAUGGUCAAUACGUCAUCCUGCAUCCGGUUAUGUACAAGGGAUGAAUGAUUUGGUUACACCAUUUUUUGUUACAUAUUUAUCUGAAUUUGUGCCUGGACAUUCAUUUAAUGAUGUUGAAUUAUUUGAUGUAUCAAAAUUAUCCCAGGAAUCAUUAUCAACCAUUGAAGCUGAUUCAUAUUGGUCAUUUAAUAAACUAUUGGAUUCCAUUCAAGAUAAUUAUACAUUUGCUCAACCUGGUAUACAACGAUUGGUUAAUCAUCUAUCACGUGUUGUAUCAAGAGUAGAUAAAAAAUUACAUGAACAUUUGGAAAAUAAUUCGGUUGAAUAUAUACAAUUUGCAUUUCGUUGGAUGAAUAAUUUGUUGAUUAGAGAAAUACCACUUCGUUGUAUAAUACGUCUGUGGGAUACAUAUCUAUCUGAAGGUGCAUUAUCAUCAACAUAUGUACCGGCUAAUAAUUUUAAUGAUUCACAUGAAUUGAAUCAAACAUCAUCAACAUCAUCAUCUUCAUCAAUGAAUUGUGGUACACCAUUCUCUUCCGCAUUUCAUCUGUUUGUUUGUGCAGCAUUUUUACGUUUUUGGUCAAAAAGUUUAUUACAGGAACAAGAUUUUCAAGGCCUUAUGAUACGUUUACAAAAUUUACCAACAUUUCAUUGGUCAGAAAACGAGGUGAAAUUAUUGGUUGCCGAUGCAUAUCAGCUUAAAUAUGCAUUUUCACCAAAUCAUCUAAAAGUUUAAACAAGCUCUUCCUUGAAUCUUAAAAAUAACCAUAUUUUCUGUAAAUAUUUAACGCAUCAGCAACCAACACGGUGUGAAAAAACAAGAUGUACAUUUAACAACAACAACAACAACAAUUGCAAAAAAACAAUCAAAUCAAAUCACAUUUGAUUAAACAAACCAUAUUAGUUUUAUUUUAUUU